CUCACCUCACCUCAACUCACCACACCUCAACUCACCCCACCUCAAUUCAACUCAACUCACGUCAUCUCAGUUCAGUAAAGCAAAUCACAAAUACAUUUUAUUUCUGAGCUGAUCAGCGCGUAUUUGCAAGCAGAGCACUGAAGAAAACCCAGUGGGAUAGGAAAUCAUUACCUUUUUCUACCAAGAAAAGAUUAAUAACUACGGUUGAACGAAAAGAUGCAUCGCAAUGUUCCGUCUUUGAAAAAACAAACUGAUAUGUCAGAACGUCAAAUUCAGCGAUGGUGGCGUUUAAGAAGAGCAGGAGACCGACCAACAACUCUCGUAAAAUUUUGCGAGAAUACAUGGCGAUGCAUUUAUUAUACAUAUAGCUUCAUUUUUGGCAUCAUCGUGCUAUGGGAUAAGCCUUGGUUUUGGGAUAUAAAGCAUUGCUGGUAUGGUUACCCGCAUCAGUCUAUUUCCAGCGAUAUUUGGUGGUAUUAUAUGAUAUCAAUGUCAUUUUAUUGGUCUCUUACUGUAACACAAUUUAUUGACGUCAAGCGAAAGGAUUUUUGGCAGAUGUUUGUCCAUCAUAUGGUUACCUUGCUUCUCAUGUCGUUAAGUUGGGUGUGUAAUUUACACCGCGUUGGCUCCUUGGUUCUCGUGGCACAUGAUUGUGCAGACAUAUUUUUAGAGGUACGCAUUCUAGCACCCCUAAUGCUGGACUUCCACCGACCAUUUAAUGAGAAAAUACAGCCCCACAAAAAAUAUGUGUGUAGUUUUGACAGGAACACCUUACCCCGAUGUUUUUGGUGCCAUGAACACGAAUCUGAAGUCGGUUAUGCUCCAUUACAUCAGGACUUUUUCCUGACGCCAAAAACAUGGCGUAUAUUAUUGCAAAAUUUUUUAGGUUAGUAAAAAAUCCUGCGCGAUGGAGCAAAUGGAGAUUCGUGUUCAGGGCACCAAAACCCAUGGGGAGUAUUCCUGUCAAAAUGACAUGAUAUUUUUUUGGGGCUGUGUAAUAGUCGCUGAACGCUAAGCUCGCUAAACAAUGGAUGUACCAUUAUGAGAUUUCGAUUUGAUAUCAACGGCUUAUCACUUUAAGUUUUAGCUGGGAUAAAAGUGUAAAAAAUAAUUUUAAAC
Messenger RNA from Rhagoletis pomonella (apple maggot), 1119 nucleotides. Its product is annotated as ceramide synthase 5-like. The record is from RefSeq and is a predicted model, not a curated record. Bases 217 to 891 code for a protein of 224 amino acids. Gene Ontology annotation, biological process: ceramide biosynthetic process. Gene Ontology annotation, cellular component: membrane. Lineage: Eukaryota; Metazoa; Arthropoda; Insecta; Diptera; Tephritidae. Gene Ontology annotation, molecular function: sphingosine N-acyltransferase activity. The transcript is spliced from 4 exons.